Messenger RNA from Adelges cooleyi (spruce gall adelgid), 4744 nucleotides. It is a transcript of the gene cnk, whose product is annotated as connector enhancer of kinase suppressor of ras 2. The transcript is spliced from 19 exons. Gene Ontology annotation, molecular function: protein binding. Lineage: Eukaryota; Metazoa; Arthropoda; Insecta; Hemiptera; Adelgidae. The coding region runs from base 409 to 4473 and encodes 1354 amino acids. The record is from RefSeq and is a predicted model, not a curated record.
AUUAAUCUAAUCAGUUUUUGGAUUGACAAUAUUGCGUCUAUUAAAUUAAUUAAGUUGUUAGUGUAAAAUGAAACUUUUAAGACUUUUUUAAAUUUCAUCAUAUGUAUACAAUUUUUUAACGAAUUGAAUGAUCAUUCAUGAACUGGGUGUCGGAUCUGGAUUCUGGAACGAAUUUAGACCAAUCGGAUAACGUUUUCGAUUUUGGCCUUGCAUGAAAGUAUGAUGCUGUGAUAAGCAUAAGCAUUGGAUACGUCAUAUUGUAACAAUGAAUAACUACUUUGGUUAUUGUUAUUUAUUAAAUUAACUUCUUACUUCAUAGAUUAAUAUCUAUGUUUAACCUAUCUAUUCCCAGUUCUUGCGAACAAAGUAUGUCUAGAUAAUUAGACAAUUAAAGUAGUUUGACAAAUAAUGGCUUAUGUAAAUGUGGCUGAUUGGAAGUCUGACCAAGUAGCUGACUGGCUCAAAGGUUUGGACAGUGUUAUUUUACCGUAUAUCAAAUAUUUUAUUGAAACUGAUAUAAAUGGUCAGAAGUUGUUAGAUAUGCAACCUAAUGACUUAGAUAAAAUCGGUGUACGAAAAAUUGGACACCAAGAACUAAUAUUAGAAGCUGUAGAUCUUCUUAGAAACUUUCAUUAUGAGCUAGACAAAGAAAAUGUACAGCUCUUAGCAUUACGGUUAUCAUGUUGUGCUCAUAAUUUGUACAAAGAAAUUAUGCAAAAUCAUUUAAAUUCUUCUACUCAAGUUCCAACUAAAAUAUUGACAGAUGUAGCUAGCACAGUUGCUACGCUAAAACCAUUAGUAAAUUGGUUAAAUAGACCUCCAUUUUGUGGGCAACCUCAUUACAUAAAUAUGAAAAAUAACUUGCUGAAAUUAGCUCUUGAAAUAGUCACUAGUGGUCAACGUGAUCGUUUUGCUGAGAAUCCUGUUGAAAAUAUUUUUGAAAGUGCUAAACAGCUUGCUCAACAUGCUGAUCAUAUCAUUCAAGAAAGUCAAGAUUCAUUAAUUUUACAACCAGCCACUUUGGAUGUUGCUACUCUAAAAAAACGAUCUGGUGAAUCUCUGGGAUUUUAUAUUGUGCCAUCAUUUCAUGGUGUACACCAAGUAGGAGAAGUAAAAUGUAAUAGUGUAGCUCAUCAAUGUGGAAAAAUCGAAGCCGGUGAUGAAAUAGUUCAAGUAAACUAUCAAACUGUGGUUGGAUGGCAAGCAAGACAAGUAAUGGCUUUAUUAGAAGAAGCAUCUAAUGAUAUAUUUUUAACUUUAAAAAAACGGCCAAAACAUAGUAAAGUAUUUGGUCAGAUAUACAUGAAGCCAUAUCGCCUUCCUAGUAAAAAGAUAUUUAAUUAUCCACAACGAUACUUUGAUCAACUUACGCCACCUAGACCCAGUGACCUGUUAACAAUUCCAAAUUUUAGUUUCCCUGUACAAAAGCAAGAUAAAAAAAAAGCACCUAAAGUUCAAGAAAAUCAACUUCUAAGUGACCAUUUGCUAAGUCCACCACCAGUUAUUCAUUUAGGAGGGCGAUCAAUAUCUCCUGAGAUGUGUUCACAUAGCAAUAGCAGUAGUGGUGAUGAAAGUGAACUAGAGAGUGCAAACUGUUCUUCACCCACCUCUGUCAGACUUUAUUUACCUAAACCUCAUAUUCCAGUACAACGGCGGGCUACAAUAAGUGGAGCCAGUCCAAUUGGAAAACAUGCCCCAUUUAAUUUUGAUCAGUUAUGGUUAAAACAAGCGAACGAGGCUCAUAACAACACAAAAAAUAAUGCUGAUAAAUCUAAUAGUGAGAUGCAACUAAGUAAACAUUCUAAGCCAACAAAAGUUCAUUGGACAUCAUUACCUGCUAAUGAGGAAAAACUGGAAAAUCAAAAAUUUUCUGAGAAAAACAUUGUGGAUAACUCUGCUGUCAAAGACGAUGUAUUAAGUAGUACAGAUUUCAUAUCCUUAAAAGAACGUAUUAAUCAACUAAAGAUUAAUACUAGCCCUGAACAUAUUGUUAGCAAAAAACCAAAAAUUAUGCCAAAACCAAUAGUAACUAAACCAAAUGAGCAGUCAUCGAUAACUAAAGUUCGUGGUAAAUUAGAUAAAAGUUUUAGUACACCGUCUUAUGAUUUUUCAGUGGUCAGUAAUUCUCAAAAUGAAUUUGAGGAUUUUACAUCUGAUUUAAGAAUGUCUGCAGAAGAUGUAAAAAAUUAUGACAAAUCUGAAGUUAUUGGCAAAUGUUAUACCAAUUUAGAUAAAUCUAGAAGGCCUGAUAAACCUGUAUUAACAUUUCCUAAACCACCACCGACAAAAAUUGACGAUUGCGAAAUUCCAUUAUUCGUAGAUGACAAUAAUAUUAAUUUUGCAAAUAAAAAAGUAAAACCGAAUGUACAUACUCCACAAUUACUUCCUCCUAAAUUUGAUGAAAUAAAUUCAAACGCAUCAGAAGACACUCAAAAUAAUUUUGACAUUGUACCACACAAUUACAAACCGUUUGAUUUAUCUGAUCGUAAAGAUGUAAAAAUUGAUAAUUCAUUUUUAUUUGAACAAAAUAAAAGUGACUAUAUACAUAAUUUACCAAAAUCCUAUACAGAUUAUCAUAUUGGAAAUACUACUUAUGACAAUGUUGCCAUACAAGUAUCAAAUGACAGAGUUCCUAAUUCAAUAGAAUCAUCAAAGUAUUCAAUAAAUCGUUUGAAGAAUAUAUCUGCUAAUAGUAAAACUAAUGAUUUAUCUGAUUUUGAAAAAACAUCAUUUUCUGAUUUAUCUGAUGCCUGCCCUCCUUUAUCAUUAACUGACCUUAGUGGUAGCGACGAUAAUAUAUUUCAAGUAGAACCGAAAGACAACAUAUCAUUACCAUCUGAGCGAACGGCCAUAACACCGCAUCAAGCAGUUCUCAAUGCUCCUGCUACAUUUCCUAGACAGAAAACUGAGACAAAAAAGUCUCAACCACCAUUGCCACCUCCUAGGCCAUCCAAAACUAUUGAGUUACCUAAAAGAACAAGCUAUAGAGCAAUGUUAGGUGCCAAAGCUAUUGGUAAAAAAGAAAAUAAAGGAAAGCUUUGUCAAAGAAAUCCGUUGAUAGCCAAACGACGAAAUAUUAGUAUUAAAGAUUUAGGAAUAUGUGAAUAUCAAGGAUGGCUGUAUCAAAGAUCAAAAAAAAUAUCGCCUCGCAUGCAGUGGAUUAGGGGAUGGUUUAUUAUUAAAGGCACGGCAUUCUAUGGAUUUAAUAAUAGAGAGUCCACCAAAGCACGCCUUAUGAUUAUUUUAUCUGGUUUCACUGUAUCAGUUGCGGAUGAAGUGAAAUCGAGAGCCAAUGCAUUUAAAGUUUAUCACAUGGGAACAAUGUUCUACUUUGCUGCUGAAUCGUCAGAUGAUCUUGCUAUGUGGUUAGAUUGGUUUUCAACUGCUACGUCUGUUGAUGGACAUAACUCAAAUGUUGAAGCAGUUAGUGAAACUGAUGGGGAGGAGGACAAUCUUCCUGAUGAAAAUCAAGGACCAAUGGAUCCUCCUAUCACAGUAAAACCAGAAACCUCCCAUGAAACUAACUUUACAAGUUCAGCAUUGAAAAAUAUAUCUACAUUUAUAUCCAGUCAUAUGGGUUCACAUUCAACUGGCAAUAGCGCUUCACAAAAAAAUAAAAAUUUUCAUUCAUUAAAGAAACAGCAGAAAAAAAAUUUGUCAAAGGAAGAUCAAGCAAAAGGUAGUAGUUUAGAUAGGAAACACUGGAAAUUUCUUGGAAUGGGUAUGAUAGGACGAGAUUCAAGUGAACCAGUGCCGACUUCUCAAUAUCGUAGUUACCGUCGAGUACCACCAACAGUUCCUAAAUAUACAGCCGAGGCAUCUGUAUCUACCAAUUAUAACCAAAAUUCUGAUAUAUACCCUUUACCUCAAGCUAACCAUAAUCGUCCUCCAGAUAUGGUCGACUAUCGAUUAGCUUCUAUGUCAAAAACUUCUGAUAAUAACCAUAGACGAACAGAUUCUACCAACAGUUCUGAAAUGACUUUAGAAUCGUUUAUGCAAUCUCGUCAAGAAGCUGAAAGACGUAUUCAAAAUGUCCAUAUGGCUUUACGAGUCCCUCAAUAUACAGCGCCUCCACCACCAGCUAGUGUCAGGAACGAUCAAAAUCAACAAUUUUUAGACCAAACUGGUUUCAGAAUUGCUGCUGAAAGUGAGCCUCGUUCAAGGCAACCUAUUACUGCUUUAACUAGCAUUGAACACAACUACAAUUUAAAUGUACUACCGACUUGGAUAACAGAAGGUUCAAGCCAUUCUAAUGAUUUAAAUGGCAAUAGAAGUACCAAAAAUUCACCAUUUCAGUUGUAUUCUAAUAGAUACUCCAUGGACCAAAUUAGUGAUAACGAGUCUCUAGAAUAUCCACCUGUUUUUGAUCCUGAAACUUACUCAAUGACUGAAGCACUUUCAAGAAGACGAGAUAGAUCAAAUAAUAAUUUAGACUUGGAUUGCCCUCAAGGUAAUAGUUAUAAUUUCAAGUGAUAACUUAUGUACAAUUACAUUUUUUCUUUGUAUUAGUAUUCAUAUAUAUAUAUAUAUAUAUAUAUAUAUAUAUAUUAAUAAAUAUAUAUAUAAUAAGCAAAAUUGAUUAUUAUAUUUUAGAUAUGUUUAUGUUUUAGAAUUAUGCAUGAAACCAAUGUUUAAUCAAUAUUAAAUUUUUUUUUAAUUUAUAAUUUUAUAAUAAUAUAAUUAUAUAUACUUGUACAAAAAAAUUGAUCCAAAUAUAAUAUUUUGUAAUACACAUCACAAAUAU